This is a messenger RNA of Cercocebus atys (sooty mangabey), 3393 nucleotides long. RefSeq names its product Zic family member 1 (gene ZIC1). The transcript is spliced from 3 exons. NCBI's taxonomy places the organism in Eukaryota, Metazoa, Chordata, Mammalia, Primates, Cercopithecidae. The record is from RefSeq and is a predicted model, not a curated record. The coding region runs from base 1048 to 2391 and encodes 447 amino acids. Gene Ontology annotation, molecular function: RNA polymerase II cis-regulatory region sequence-specific DNA binding; DNA-binding transcription factor activity, RNA polymerase II-specific. Gene Ontology annotation, biological process: central nervous system development; regulation of transcription by RNA polymerase II. Gene Ontology annotation, cellular component: nucleus.
AAGAAAAGAAAAAAAAAAUUCCGUGAAAAGAGGGAAAAAAUUUGGCUAAAAAAAAGUUGCUACUCCUGGCAGCCCUGGUUUGUCAAAAGGGGAUGUCAAGCGCUUUACAAUACCUGGGAUUGAUGAGGCGGGCGGGCCAAUGAGCUGCGCGCGGCGCCUCGGCGCGCCCUCCGUUGGCGCGGCAGCUGCGGGCGGGGGGAGUGCAAACGCACCAAUGGGCGCCAGCGUCGGCAGCACGUGACACCUCCCCCUGCUCCCAUUCAUCAAGGGGGGGACGGUGUCGUCCUUUCAAUUCAUUUAUCUGCAGGAAUGAUUGCUGCUAUCAGUCUCGCGCUCACCGCCCGGCUGAGGAGGUGAAAGUUUCUCCCCAGGAAGAUAAACCGCAAAAGACAAUAUUGUGCAUGAUUUGCGCCUUUUCUUUGGCUUUUUCUUUCUUUCUUCUCCCCCCACCCACUUUUUUUUUUUUUUUUUUUUUUUGCAAAAAGCAGAGAGGGAAAAAAGGAGAGUGAAGGAGCGAGGAGGCGAGCGUGAGAGAAAGGAGAGAGAGAGAAAAGAAAGAGCGAGGGGCUAGUGGAGAAGUGAGGAGGGGCGCGCGGCGCAAGGCGGAGAGAGAGCGAAGCUGUCGCGGCUCUGGCGCUCACAUUCCUCUAUGCUACAAAUCCAGGAGGAAGUUUUUUUGGGGGGCUGAGAUGCUCCAUGCCUUUCCCCGGGCAGCCUUGACGCGCGGCCCUCCCGGCAGAGACUAAGCGGCGAGAAAGUGCGAGCCGGGCCGGCAGGGUCUGCCUGGCGGGCGCUGGAGCCUGUCUUACUCGCGGCCCGCAGCCGUCCGGCUACUUUGCGUUUGGCCGGGCCAACGCCCGGGAGCGCCGCGCCGUUGCCUGCAGGCUAGGACUUCGCGAGGUGGGUCGACUCCCCCUCCCUCCUCCUCUUCUUCCUCUUCUUCCUCCUCCUCCUCUUGUUCCUCCUCCUCCUCCUCCCGAUUUUCCCUCCUCGGCUGGCGAGGGUGGGGGGGGCGGGGGAGGCCGGGGCUCGCCCCGAGCAGCCACGAUGCUCCUGGACGCCGGCCCCCAGUACCCAGCGAUCGGCGUGACCACCUUUGGCGCGUCCCGCCACCACUCCGCGGGCGACGUGGCCGAACGAGACGUGGGCCUGGGCAUCAACCCGUUCGCCGACGGCAUGGGCGCCUUCAAGCUCAACCCUAGUUCGCACGAGCUGGCUUCGGCCGGCCAGACAGCCUUCACGUCGCAGGCGCCAGGCUACGCGGCUGCUGCGGCCCUGGGCCAUCACCAUCACCCGGGCCACGUCGGCUCCUAUUCCAGCGCAGCCUUCAACUCCACGCGGGACUUUCUGUUCCGCAACCGGGGUUUUGGCGACGCGGCGGCGGCAGCCAGCGCACAGCACAGCCUCUUUGCUGCAUCGGCCGGGGGCUUCGGGGGCCCACACGGCCACACGGACGCCGCGGGCCACCUCCUCUUCCCCGGGCUUCACGAGCAGGCUGCCGGCCACGCGUCGCCUAACGUGGUCAACGGGCAGAUGAGGCUCGGCUUCUCGGGGGACAUGUACCCGCGACCGGAGCAGUACGGCCAGGUGACCAGCCCGCGUUCCGAGCACUAUGCUGCGCCGCAGCUGCACGGCUACGGGCCCAUGAACGUGAACAUGGCCGCGCAUCACGGCGCCGGCGCCUUCUUCCGCUACAUGCGCCAACCCAUCAAGCAAGAGCUCAUCUGCAAGUGGAUCGAGCCCGAGCAGCUGGCCAACCCCAAAAAGUCGUGCAACAAAACUUUUAGCACCAUGCACGAGCUAGUCACGCACGUCACCGUGGAGCACGUAGGUGGCCCGGAGCAGAGUAAUCACAUCUGCUUCUGGGAGGAGUGUCCGCGCGAGGGCAAGCCCUUCAAAGCCAAAUACAAACUGGUUAACCACAUCCGCGUGCACACGGGGGAGAAGCCCUUUCCCUGCCCCUUCCCUGGCUGUGGCAAGGUCUUCGCGCGCUCCGAGAACUUAAAGAUCCACAAAAGGACGCACACAGGGGAGAAGCCCUUCAAGUGCGAGUUUGAGGGCUGUGACCGGCGCUUCGCUAACAGCAGCGACCGCAAGAAGCACAUGCACGUGCACACGAGCGACAAGCCCUAUCUUUGCAAGAUGUGCGACAAGUCCUACACGCAUCCCAGUUCGCUGCGCAAACACAUGAAGGUCCACGAAUCCUCCUCGCAGGGCUCGCAGCCUUCGCCGGCCGCCAGCUCCGGCUACGAAUCCUCCACGCCUCCCACCAUCGUGUCUCCCUCCACAGACAACCCGACCACCAGCUCCUUAUCUCCCUCCUCCUCCGCAGUCCACCACACAGCCGGCCACAGCGCGCUCUCUUCCAAUUUUAACGAAUGGUACGUUUAAAAUAAGAAACAAAACACCGAACAAAACCCUAUUUAAGAGACUGAUCACACACGUAUACACAACAUUACUGAAAGAACCCUGCGAAUCAAAACAACCCCCCACACAGACCCCGCAAUCCUUUUUAAAAAAUCUGCCAAUAGACCCAGGACGAGUAACAGAGGAAGUAUCAACCUUUAAAAAUUUCCUUUCGCUUUCAUUAUUUUUCCUUUUUUGGCGAAGGCUUGGUACCCAAGGUGCGGUAGGGGGUCUAGGGGGAGGAGGCCACCUGACCAAAUGCCGCCAACCCCGAGGGCCAGUUUCUUGUCGGAUCCGUACGGGCUCUCUGGGGCUUCGGCUUUUUUUUCUUUGUUUUCUUGUAAAUACAGAAUUAUUAGCUUAAAACUGUACUGUUGAAUUCUGUAAAUAGUUAUAUCGCGGUUGGAGUGGGUGGGUGGGAUUGUGGCGUUGUGGUCUUUGCAUUGGGGGAGGGGGGAGGGGCCGGGCGGGUGGGGGGAGGGGGAGGGGUGGGCGGCCGAAAGCCAACUGUUUGUACUGAAUGGCAAGAAUGUUCUAGUAAAUGUGUACCAAAAUGUGAAUUACUUUGUACAAUUACAGUCUCCACGUCGACCUAACCGAAUAUUGUUGGUAUUAAUGUGCUUUUUUUGUAUAAAGUGCAAACAUUUCGUCCAAAAGUCUAAGUACUUUAGUGCAGUAAAAUGUUGUUUCACGUCCUGUCAAGAAUUCGUAUAGUACGAGCCUGGAUCUGCGUGUCAAACUGUUCCAUUUGUUUAUGUAAAGUGAUAUUAAAAAAGAUAUAAACUAUAACUGUCCGUUACUUUUGGCAAAAGAUACAACCACAUAAUGUAUAUAAUUCCUAGUUUCCAUAUUUAUCCGCAUGUAAAGGGCCGGUUUAUCCAUGUUACAGCUCUUCAAUAUUUAUGGUUAGAAGAACUCGUAUGUACACUUUAGUUUCCAGAACUGUUUGGUAACCUUUCGUACCUUAUUAAAGAUUCUUAAAUCUCA